This is a messenger RNA of Cinara cedri, 5317 nucleotides long. Lineage: Eukaryota; Metazoa; Arthropoda; Insecta; Hemiptera; Aphididae. The record is from the annotation of a GenBank genome assembly.
UGAGAAACAUGGAAUAAAAAAUAAAUAUAUUAUGCCAUGACAAAUUCUGGUUUCUAUGGUGUUCAUAUUGAUAAAGAAACGCGCUUUUUCGAUAGCACGAGGCAUUAUUGUAAUUAUAAUUAAUUACGUUUUUUGUUGAGUUAUUAUUUGAAUUAUUCUAUGGACAGUGUUUAAUUGUUCAAUUAUUAUAACUUUAAUUUUAGAGGUUUGUGUUAAUUUGUUAAUUUGAUUUUUUGAAAAUUCUUAAUCAUGAAGAUCGAAGAAGUUAAAAGUACUGUAAAAACCGCCCGCAUUUCAAGUCACAGUCAUGUAAAAGGGUUGGGGUUAGAUGAAACUGGCGAAGCUAUUCAAAUGGCUUCUGGUUUAGUUGGUCAAGAAGAUGCGAGACAAGUAAGAGCGACAAUUUAGAAUAAUUAUUUAUAGUUUAUAAUAAUAAUAACCUAUUUGUUUUACUUUACAGACUAACUUCACGGUUUCUUCCAAAAUUGUGCAAAGUUUUAGUUAAUAUUUUGCAUUAUAAAUUCUCACAGUCACUUAUUUCCAACAAAUGCUAGCCGCCUAGCUAAACGCUAUUUCAUUUAGACCAUCAUAUAAUUAAUAACUUAGUAAUAUUCCAUUGUUAAUUAUUGAUAGCAGGAAAAAUUUUCACAUUUUGACCUUUCUCUACACGUUUUACAUUUGAGUAGAGCGAGUUUAAUUAUAGUAGAUUAAAUAUGCCCUGUAGGUAGUAUUAAAUUAAUAGCAAACGUAAAAAUGGCCUAAGUUUAAUUGUAUAAUAUAUAUAUAUAAAUAUCAAAAAAUAUUGAGUCCCUACUUAAAGCUACUGACUGCAGCGGAAUUCCUGUGCACACUUCUAUAGUUUAUUUUACUCUUUAGUUCAAAAUUUAAAUUUAACAAUUGUCAUAUAUAUAUUAAUAAAAGAAAUUGUUUAUUUACUUUAUAACAAAACAAUUGUUAUUUUUAGAUUCUGAGUGGAACGAGGAAUGUAUUAGCUUUACAAAGAUGUGUAUUUUUUAAUUUUUUUUUUUAUGUGUACACUUUCUACCGGAAAACAUACUCUAAUUAUCAAGUAUAAUGCCUUUUCUGAAAGGAAAUGUUCUCUGGGUGUAACUUUAGAGCAGUUAUUUUUAAAUUUCUCAUUAAUAUUUGAGAUAAUGAAAAAAACCAGAUUCCUUAAAUUAAAAAAUAUUGAAAGAUUAAAAAUAAGGUUGUCCUUGGGAACCACUUUUAUUUAUUUUUGUUGUUUUAAAGUUUUUAUUAUUUUAAAUCUUUAAAACAAUCAUUGUUGUCAUGGAGACGCCUAUUGUUGUAACUAUUUUACCAAAAUAUGACAAUAUAUAUUGUUGUUAAUUUGCACCGAUAAACCUAUCGGUGCUUACAAAUAUACUUUACAUUCAUAUCUGUAUCCUACCUUCCCAACUUCCCACCUACAAAAGUGACUGCAUCCAUGUACAAAGUACAAGUAUAUAUUUAUUACCAAAAAAAAAAACUGGAAAAAUUUUUUUUUUUUAUUCGGAUUAUGCUCUAAAACUACUAUUUAUUAUAAUUUGAAUUGCAACAAAAAUGUGCGUAACCAUUUAUGUACAUAAACUCUGAAACAAUUUUUAAUUUAAUUUUUAUUAAUUAAAAAAAUUUAAUUUUUUUGAAAAAUAAUUGCUCACAUAAUAUAACUUUUAAUUAUUAAUUGUUUUGUUAUCAUUAUGGUAAAAAUAUUAAUUUUAAACUAUCCAUCUACUUUUAGGCGGCUGGUAUUGUUGUUGACAUGAUAAAAACAAGAAAAAUGGCUGGCCGUGCUGUUUUAGUUGCUGGACCUCCGGGUACAGGCAAAACUGCAAUCGCUCUUGCUAUUGCUCAUGAACUUGGAAACAAAGUAUGUACUAUUGGGCUUCAGUAUAAAGAGUAAAAUUAAAAUUUUUUGCGGCCAUCAAUAUUUUAAAUAUUUAUAUAUUAUUAGGUACCGUUUUGUCCUAUGGUAGGAUCCGAAGUAUAUAGUUCAGAGAUAAAAAAAACUGAAGUGUUAAUGGAAAACUUUCGACGUGCUAUUGGGCUUCGUAUCAAAGAAACAAAAGAAGUAUAUGAAGGAGAAGUUACUGAAAUGACACCUGUGGAAACUGAUUCUACUGCAGGGGGUAAAUUUAAAAUCAAACAAAUUAAAAUGUUCACCAAAACUUGCUUCAAAUAAUAUUUUAUUUUAUUAUUAAUUUUGAAUAAUAGGUUAUUCCAAAACUGUAUCACAUGUUAUUGUUGGAUUAAAAACAGCUAAAGGAACCAAACAAUUAAAAUUGGAUCCUACUAUUUAUGAGUCCUUACAAAAAGAAAAGGUUGAAACUGGAGAUGUUAUUUACAUUGAAGCCAAUAGUGGAGCAGUUAAACGACAAGGAAGAAGUGACAGUUAUGCUACAGAAUAUGAUUUAGAAGUAAUUAAUACAGAACAUAAUACAAUUAAUAAAAUAUUUCAUCAAAAAUAAUAAACUUUUAACAUAAUAAUAAUAGUAAACUAAUUGUUCAUUAAAUAGUUUUUCACAAGUUAUAAAAAGACAUAUUUUUAUUAAAUUAUCAAAUAUUAGUGAUGAUCCGAUAUUUGCUUUGAAAUAAAACUAACAUGUUAGUUGAAAACCCAAUUUUUGAGUAAAGAUUUUUUUUUUUUAAAUAUCGUUUAUAAACAAACCCGAUAUCCAAUAUAAAACUGUAUAUAAUGAUUUUUUUAUCAUUAAAUACUCAUUUUGAAAAUUAUUGACUAUUUUUUAAAUUAAGUUGUUUUUUUUUUUAUCAAUUUUAUGAUUGAGGGAGAAACUACUAUCAAAUUUUGAUUUUUAAAUGGCAACCUAUAUUGAAAAUGCCUUUAAUGGAUGGAGUAUUAUACUCUAUUCAGAUUAAGAACAGAUUAGGAGGUUGAUAUAAAACACAUCAUUGUUUACACUUCCAUUGCCACUGUGGUAUUUAUAACUCAUUCACACAGCAUGCGAACAUAAAUAAUAAUUCCCGAAUAAUUAACAAAUCUGCCACCAGGUGGUCUAGCAGCGCUAUAAGCUUGGUUGAGAUGUGCGAAGGCAGUCUGUUCUUAUUCUGAAUAGAGUAUAAUUUAAAUAAAUUUUGGUAUUAAUAUUUUUGGUUUCCGUAAAUCCAUUAACGAAAUAUUCCACUUUAAAGUUUGGGUUGGAGAAGAGUAGUGGUGCAUUAUUAAAACGCUGUACGCCGUACCAUUACCCAAAAUGAUGCCCCACUACUCUCCUUUAACCCAAACUUAAAGUGGAUUAUCUCGUCAAUAAAUUGAUGGAAAUUUAAAAUUUCAAGACAAAAUUUUAUUUGAACUAGUACUCCAUCUAUUUAUAGGAUUUUUAAUAUAGGUUUUUAUUUGAAAAUCCAGAGUAGAUAGACGUUUCACCCCCCAAAAAUAAUAAAAAUGUAAAAUUGAAGGGGCUGCUUAUUUCUUAAAUUUUCUAUAAAAUAGAUUAUGAAAAAAGUUAAAACCUUCCAAGACAAUGAGUGUUUCACAAUAAAAAAAUCGCCCUUUAUAACAUAAAAAUUGUUUAUACUACCUAUACUUUAAGAUGCUUAUUUUAUAAAAUUAAAAAAUAAAUUAUAUGAUUUAUCUAAAUAUGAAUUAUUAAAUAAUUAGGCUGAAGAAUAUGUACCUUUACCAAAAGGAGAGGUUCAUAAGAAAAAGGAAGUUAUUCAGGAUGUGACACUACAUGAUUUAGAUGUCGCUAAUGCUCAACCCAAAGGUGGCCAAGAUAUACUCUCCAUGAUGGGUCAACUAAUGAAGUCCAAAAAGACAGAAAUUACUGGCAAGUUCUUUUUCCUCUCUUAAUUUCAUAUCUGGUAUAAUUAAAUUUUUAUUUGUUAUAGAUAAAUUGAGAAAGGAAAUAAAUAAGGUGGUCAAUAAAUAUAUUGAUCAAGGUAUUGCUGAAUUGGUACCUGGAGUAUUAUUUAUUGAUGAAGUACAUAUGCUCGAUUUGGAAACAUUUACAUAUUUGCAUAAAGCAUUAGAGAGUACCAUUGCACCUAUUGUGAUUUUUGCUACAAACCGAGGACACUGCACUGUCAGGUGAAAAAAUGAUAAAUUUAUAAUGUAAUUUAAAAUAUCUUGGCUCACCUACACAGGUCUUCAGUGAAGUCCAUAGUAUUAAUUUGCAUAUUAAAUUAAAUUGUGUACCCGAUUUAUUUAUUUAAUUUGAUUUUUUAUAAUAUUACAAUAAAUAUUUUUUUUUAGGGGAACUGAAGACAUUAUUGCACCUCAUGGAAUCCCUAUGGAUUUACUUGAUAGAUUAUUAAUAAUUAGAACUCUUCCGUAUAAUAGAGAAGAGAUGGAAAGUAUACUUAAACUUAGAGCUCAAACAGAAGGUCAUUCCAUUGAACCAGACGCGCUACACUAUCUUGCUGAAGUUGGUGUGACUACUACUCUAAGGUAUACUUAUAAGAUUUUUAAUUUUAAAAAAAAAAAAAAUGUGUUGAUAAUACAUUUAAAAUGUAUAAACAUUUUUUAGAUAUGCCAUUCAGUUAUUGACUCCAUCGUCACAAAAUGCCAAGAUGAAUGGACAUGGUUCAAUAUUACGUUCUGAUAUAGAAGAAACCACAUCGUUAUUUAUGCAUGCAAAAGAAUCAUCUAAAAUAUUAAAAAAAUGUGCUGAUAAAUUUAUGAAAUAAUUUUUGAUUUAAGAUUGUGUAUAAUAAUAUUAAAAAUGUACUCUAAUUUUUUUUCCUUUUAUAAUUUGUUAUUUAUGUUUUCAACCAGUAAGGACUGAUAAAAAGAAAUAAACAUAAUUGAAUAACACAAUAUCUAUUUAAUCUAAAUUGUUUGAUUAUGUUUAUUUAUCCAACCAUUAGACCAUUAUACAUUAUUGUAUUUUUUUCAAUUGCUCUAUACUGAUGAUAUUAAGAUCAGUAAAAUCCAUAAUAGACUGUAUUCUAUUACACAAUUAACUAAACCACAAAAUACUUAUACAUUCCUUUUGAAAUUUUUGUUUCAAUAAUACACUUGAAUACUAAUUAUGAACAAAAUAUUAUUUAUUAUUUGGUCAAAUAAAUCAUUGAGAGAAUUGAUUAGAAUAAAAAAAAAUAACUAUAACUCUAACUUAGAUUAUGCUAUUUUUUAUGAUCUGUGUAAAUAUAAGAACUGCUCAUUGUCAGUUAAUAUCCAGCAUUGAGUUUAAUGUAAAGUAUAACUUUAAAUCAUUUUGGAAUUGCAUUAUAUGUAUUAAGUCUAAUAUACCAAAUGUUCCUCUUCUGUUUUUCUUGAUAAUAACUAGAUUCUUUAAGUGCUUUCUUCCCCCCCCCCUCUCUGCAAAAUCUUUUUUCCUGUAAUACUGUAGUGCAG